Molecule: messenger RNA, 399 nt
Organism: Colletotrichum graminicola M1.001
Lineage: Eukaryota; Fungi; Ascomycota; Sordariomycetes; Glomerellales; Glomerellaceae
Exons: 2
Coding region: 1-399 (132 amino acids)
Source: RefSeq, a predicted model, not a curated record
AUGGCCGACGAAGACGGGGGCUUGUUCAGCAUCGCUAUCGGCGACUCGGACGAAGAGGGCCUGGUCUCGGAGGCGGCGACCAAGGCCAAGGAAAAGCCUAGGGACUGGCAGUCUGAGGAGGACUUCCAAGAGCUGAAGGCUACUUACAGGGUCAAUGUACAAAAUGGCAAUAUCUGGCAGACGAUUGAGCUGCCUCUGGCCGUCAACGGAAAGGCCGGCAAGCCAGUCCUGCAGGAGCUACUGCACGCCGUGGAGGAGCUGUACUUUUGCCGCAGGUUCGAGGAGGCAGCGGCGUUCGCGAGGCGGGUCCUAGACGGGAGCGACGCGGCGCUGGACCGGGACACGAGGGAGACGCUGGCACAUUACGAGGAGAAGUCCCAGGGUCGGGCGGGCAAGUAA